UUUUUUUUUUUUUUUUUUUAAAUCGUGGAUUUACAGCUUGAAUGUUUUCUCAAGUCAGGGAUGCAAUGAGAAGGAGGAAAAAAGUAUUCGCCAUGGAGUAAUUCCGCCGGAGGGACGCGUUUAUGUUCCCGCGUAUGUCUGCACCGUUACAGCGAAGAGACGAGUGUUGCGUAGGCUACAUCCCAUGUGAAACACGGACGUAAUGCAGAAUUAAAUUAUAGGACGCGUUAUUCAAUAAACCUGCCUUUUGAUUACUUGAGAGUGGUGGAUUUAUUUGCUGAUGCCAACACCUCCAGAUUGCCUGUAUGGCCGGAUCAUGAAGUUUUUGACGUUUUUCCUUUUACUUCCAGAAACCCUGAAAAGGACUAGAAAGAGUGGGAAACAGACCGGCAAGCUGCCAGUAUGCUAUGAGAUCGUGACUUUGUCUUUGAAGAAGAAGAUGGCUGCAGAACUUUAUCCUGCCAGCAUAAAUACAAACCUACCAAAUAGUAACGGCACAGCAGUAACUGCUGCCAGCAAAAAGACGAUCGUUCAGGUGCCCCAAACGGUAACCACGCCGACAGCGACCGCCACCCAGCAGAACAUAAACAACAACAACGUCGAGACCGCCAGUUGGCAAUCUACUCAUCCGACACUGCGGGAAAGGAAUGCUCUGAUGUUCAACAACGAACUCAUGGCGGAUGUUCAUUUUAUCGUGGGUCCCCCGGGCCAGUCAGAAAAAGUUCCAGCUCAUAAGUAUGUGUUGGCUGUGGGGAGUUCCGUGUUCGGUGCCAUGUUCUACGGGGAUCUCGCUGAGGGCAAAUCUGAGAUUCAUAUUCCUGACGUGGAGCCUGCUGCAUUUUUAAUCCUAUUGAAAUACCUGUACAGUGAUGAGAUUGAACUGGAGGCUGACACGGUGCUGGCCACUCUGUAUGCCGCCAAGAAAUAUAUAGUGCCUGCCCUGGCCAAGGCCUGCGUCACCUUCCUGGAGACAAGCCUGGAGGCCAAGAAUGCCUGUGUGCUGCUGUCCCAGAGCCGGCUGUUUGAGGAGCCUGAGCUCACGCAGCGCUGCUGGGAGGUGAUCGACGCCCAAGCUGAACUGGCCCUCCGUUCAGAGGGCUUCUGUGAGAUCGACCUGCAGACCCUGGAGAUCAUCCUGAAGCGGGAGACCCUCAACACCCACGAGGCGGUGGUCUUCCAGGCUGUCCUGGACUGGGCUGUCGCUGAGUGCAAACGGCAGGGACUGGGCCCCACGGCCCGCAACAAGAGGGCCGUACUGGGCAAGGCCCUCUACCUCGUGCGUGUCCCGACCAUGACGCUGCAGGAGUUUGCGGACGGUGCGGCGCAGUCGGACGUGCUGACGCUGGAGGAGACGCACGACGUGUUCCUGUGGUACACGGCGGCCAACAAGCCCAAGCUGGACUUCCCAAUGGCACCGCGCAAGGGCCUGACGCCGCAACGCUGCCACCGCUUCCAGUCGUCCGCGUACCGCAGCAACCAGUGGCGCUACCGCGGACGCUGCGAUAGCAUCCAGUUCGCUGUGGACAAGCGAAUCUUCAUCGCCGGCCUGGGCCUCUACGGCUCCAGCGGCGGCAAGGCAGAGUACAGCGUCAAGAUCGAACUGAAGCGCCAGGGUGUGACGCUGGCUCAGAACCUGACCAAGUUCGUCUCGGACGGCUCGAGCAACACCUUCUCCGUGUGGUUUGAGCACCCGGUGCAGGUGGAGCAGGACGCAUUCUACACGGUCAGUGCUGUGCUGGACGGCAACGAGCUCAGCUACUUUGGGCAGGAGGGCAUGACGGAGGUGCAGUGCGGGAAGGUGACCUUUCAGUUCCAGUGCUCGUCGGACAGCACUAACGGAACCGGGGUACAGGGGGGCCAGAUCCCAGAGCUGGUGUUCUACGCGUGAAAAACGUGUGGAUGGCAGUACCGGUGCACUUCCCGCCCACUGGAUUCGGAUGCAGUGAACACAUGGGGGAGUACAGGGUCCCAAGAGACUCUUGCCUUCUUUUCAAUGUAGCAGUGGAGGAUUGGAUAGCAAAGUCUUUUCAUGCUGAAACUGACUUUUCUCCCAAGAGCCUGAGUGAAGGAAUUCUCCUCUGCUUUAUUUAUUGAGAAAAGUAUAUUUGAUUUAAUUAUUGAUGCUGCGGCAUGCAGACAUAUAUAUAUGAACAAAGAAAUGGAUGUAUUGCACUCUUGGUGGCUCGUUACCACUGGUGUGUUUUUGUACAUAACCUGAGGGUAAUUUGUUUACAGCUUGAUGCUGACUGACAAAUGAAAUGUCUUGUAUUAGUGCGCAGAUUACUAAACUGCAGAUUAUAAAAGUUUUGUGACUCAAACUGAAAA
This is a messenger RNA of Electrophorus electricus (electric eel), 2325 nucleotides long. RefSeq names its product BTB (POZ) domain containing 6b (gene btbd6b). The record is from RefSeq and is a predicted model, not a curated record. Gene Ontology annotation, biological process: neurogenesis. Gene Ontology annotation, cellular component: cytosol. Gene Ontology annotation, molecular function: protein binding. Lineage: Eukaryota; Metazoa; Chordata; Actinopteri; Gymnotiformes; Gymnotidae.